UUUUCUCGAAAAUGCAGUCAGAUCCCUGAUCGUAAUUGAAAUGCUUCCAAGAUGGAAAUUGAGAGUACACGCGCCAAAAAGUUCCUAACUUUAGAUGGACCGAGAGACGAACUAGGACACGCAUGACGCUACACGUCACAUGCGUAGCGUCCCACGUUUUGUUUCCCACGGAGUUAUCUCGAGUCGACUUUGAGAGAAGAUUUAUAAACGGAACUCUAUCAACGUGUCGCGUUUAUAAGAGGUUAAAUGGGCGAUUGCCUCGGGAGACGACAUGGUUAAUCCGUAGAAAUCCGUGAUCUCUCAAACACGUGGACUCCGCUUACGAGAGACGCAUGUGAAAGCUCGAAAGUUGUCGAUCAACAUUCGUCUCGCAUUCCUCGGACUUCACUGACUACCACGACGUAAAACGUCGAGCUCCAUGGUGCGAAUUGUAACUUCAAUUGUAUUCUUCUUUUAACAAAGCAAAUUCUGCGAUAUAAGCUAUAAGACAUUUAUUAAAAAGCCAAAGGUUCAAAUAAUUCUCUCAAAAUGUUAGAAAAAAUCACUGAGAUAUUGCAAUUGAAACACAUAAUUAGAGAGUUUCCUAGAAAUAUGAAAUUUUGCUUCGCUUAUGGAUCAGGUGCGUUCAAACAGGUUAAUAAUGAUGGCAAUAACAUGCUGGAUCUCAUAUUUGUUGUACGUAACGCUAACAAAUGGCAUGCAGAGAAUUUGGUAAAUAAUCCUAACCAUUAUGCUCAACCAUUGAGAUUCUUUGGUCCCAAAACAAUCACAAAUGUGCAAGAACAAUUGGGUGCUAAAAUAUUUUAUAACACAUUGGUCAAAACAAAUCAAGGUCAGCUCAUUAAAUAUGGAGUAAUUUCCGAGGUUUCAUUGGUGGAAGAUUUAUUAGAUUGGAAUGAUUUGUAUUUAGCUGGGAGAUUACAUAAACCAGUUAAAGUAAUUGUAGAACCAGAUGAAAAUUCUCAAUUGCGCACUGCUCUGGUGCAGAAUUUGCAUUCGGCUAUACAUGCAGCUUUGCUGUUAUUACCUGAACAUUUUACAGAGAUUGAUUUUUUCAAAAAGAUUACUAGUCUAUCUUAUCAUGGCGAUUUUCGAAUGAUCUUUGGCGAAAAUAAAGAUAAGAUCAGUAAUAUUGUGCUACCACAAUUGCAUCAUUUUAAACAAUUGUAUGAACCAAUUUUGAAACACUUUGACAAUUAUAUAGAUAUUCCAAAGUCAGAUCACAUGAUUGUUACGUGUCACCAAGAUAUCAGUCCAGCGACUAAAAUCCAUCAUUUGAAUCAUUUACCCAGAAUGCCACAAGUUAAAUUAGUUAGAGCAUGGUCUCAGGGUCCAAGAUCAAAAGACACAGAGGAUUGUUUGCGCGCUAUAGCCCAUGAUCCAGAAUGCUGCGACAUAUUGGAGCAAUGUUUAAAAGAAAUUGUUUGGAGAUCUAGUGUGACGCAAAGCUUAAAAGGAAUUAUAACGGCAGGAUUUGUAAAAUCUGUUAAAUAUAGUGGCGCCAAAAUAAUUAAGAUGUUACAGUCGAAUACCUCCAAGAAUAUUUUGCCCAAGCCUUCUCUGUCUGAUUCAAGCAAAAUCAAAGUUGUUCAAACUGUUGUAAAGAAAACAGAACCAAAAAAGGAUGUUGAAAAACGCGUCGAAUAAUUACUGUAUUUUCUCAGAAAGAGAUAA
Messenger RNA from Camponotus floridanus (Florida carpenter ant), 1674 nucleotides. RefSeq names its product phosphatidate cytidylyltransferase, mitochondrial. The transcript has 2 exons. Gene Ontology annotation, molecular function: phosphatidate cytidylyltransferase activity. Gene Ontology annotation, cellular component: mitochondrion. NCBI's taxonomy places the organism in Eukaryota, Metazoa, Arthropoda, Insecta, Hymenoptera, Formicidae. Gene Ontology annotation, biological process: CDP-diacylglycerol biosynthetic process; cardiolipin biosynthetic process. The coding region runs from base 529 to 1647 and encodes 372 amino acids. The record is from RefSeq and is a predicted model, not a curated record.